Molecule: messenger RNA, 1884 nt
Organism: Oryzias melastigma (Indian medaka)
Lineage: Eukaryota; Metazoa; Chordata; Actinopteri; Beloniformes; Adrianichthyidae
Gene: grik6
Product: probable glutamate receptor
Exons: 10
Coding region: 403-1782 (459 amino acids)
Biological process (GO): synaptic transmission, glutamatergic; monoatomic ion transport; modulation of chemical synaptic transmission
Cellular component (GO): plasma membrane; dendritic spine; postsynaptic membrane
Molecular function (GO): transmitter-gated monoatomic ion channel activity involved in regulation of postsynaptic membrane potential; AMPA glutamate receptor activity
Source: RefSeq, a predicted model, not a curated record
GAGUGAGUGUAAUAAAACACUAGGAAAUGUAGAUGUUUAAUAAAGUAUUGUAUACAUUUGAAGGUCUGUAACUAAUCACUUCUUGUGCUGACUUCUUCUUUUAUUUGCCAAUUUAAUUUUAGCAUUUUUUUCUUAUUCAGGUUUAACACAGAUCUUUAUUUUUAAAUUGAUUUUUUUUCCCAUACUAGCAAAUCCUAUCCAGAAGCUUUGUGUUAGCUUACAUCGCUGUAACUUCUCUCCACCCAAAGUUUCUCCACCCACAAAGUUUUCAUUGGUUCUCUCCUCUGAUUCAGAUUUAGAAAUACGUCUCUUCUCAGCUCACUGGGCUCUUUGGCAGCUGACUUGCAAUUCCAGAAGCUUCAUUUUAAACCUUAUUCAGUUGCAGGUUGAAAGACAGGCAGGAUGCUGUUUGGCUUUUUUCUUUUGACUUCAGGCCUUUUCCUGGACAUGCGAGUGUGCUCUGCAGUACAACCAGAGCUGAAGAUUACAACUAUUAAGCAAGAGCCAUACACAAUGUCCAAAGGCAACCAGCUGGAAGGCUUUUGCAUGGACCUGCUGUCGGAAGUUGCCAAAAAAGUGGGCUUAAAGUACAAAGUGCAGCUGGUGAAAGAUAAUUCGUACGGCAGACAGGAAGAGAAUGGCAACUGGAACGGCAUGAUUGGAGAGGUGUUGAGAGGGGAGGCUGACCUCGCUAUAGCUCCACUGACUCUCACUGCGGCCCGGGAGCGAGUAGUGGGGAUGACCAAGCCCUUCAUGCAGACAGGGAUCAGCAUUCUGCUGAGGAAGGACAUCUCAGAGGGAGCGAGCUUCUUCGACUUCUUGACCCCCUUUGCCCCGGAAACCUGGAUUGGCAUCCUCAUCGCCUACGUCGGAACAGCUGCCUGCAUCUUUAUUGUUGCCAGACUCAGUCCGAGUGAGUGGAGUCAGCCUCAGUGUGAGCAGAGUGGAUGCAGUUUCCUCCACAGCCUGUGGUAUGCAGUUGGAGCUCUGACUCUGCAAGGAGCAGGGCCUCAUCCCAAAGCCCUCUCAGGACGUGUCAUCUGCAGCAGCUGGUGGUUAUUUUCCAUCAUUCUCUUGGCCUGUUAUUUCUCCAACCUCAUCUCUUCCAAAACCUCAGAGUCCAGUCACCUGACGGUGAACGGGUUCGAGGACUUGGCCAAUCAAAACAGCAUAGAGUACGGCUGCCUUGGCAAAUCUUCCACUCUUGCUUUCUUCAAGAAUUCAAAUAACCCGGUGUACCGCAGGAUCUAUGAACACAUGGAGAGAUCUAACAGUUUCGUGUCCUCUAUGGAGGAGGGCAUCCAGCGAGCAAAAGAGGGUCACUUUGCCUUCAUUGGGGAGUCGGUGUCUCUGGAUUUGGCUGUGGCUCGUCACUGUGAUCUUGUCAGAGUGCAUGAGGUCAUUGGCAUGAGGGGAUACAGCAUCGCCACUGCUCUUGGUUCCCCCUUUAUAAAGAACCUCAGUGUGGCAAUCCUUCAGCUGAGUGAGGCAGGUGAGCUGUCUUACCUGCGAAGCAAGUGGUGGGCCAGCAGCUGCAUUGCAGACAAGGCGAAAUCCCCAGCGGUGCAGCCGCAAAGCCUCAAAGGGUUGUUCCUGAUCCUCGCCGUCGGCCUCGGUUUGGGGACCCUUCUGUCCGUGGUGGAGCUGGCUUUGAAGAGUCGCAGGAGGGCAGCAGAGCAGAAGAAGCCGUGCUGUUCUGUGCUGACCGAGGAGCUGAGUCUACGCUUGAAAAACAGCAAACCGAGAACUCCCCAAGAAAAUGUAGACAAAGAAAAAGCUUAAAGAAAAACUUUUCUACUCUAAAAAGUGUAUUUAGACUUUGAUCCAAUAGAAACACAUUUUAGACUUUUUAACCUAUUGCAUGUUUGCAUUAAAAAAACAUAA